Molecule: messenger RNA, 1417 nt
Organism: Pisolithus orientalis
Lineage: Eukaryota; Fungi; Basidiomycota; Agaricomycetes; Boletales; Pisolithaceae
Exons: 2
Coding region: 120-1184 (354 amino acids)
Source: RefSeq, a predicted model, not a curated record
AGUAGGGACGGGGAGACGAGGGAGGUGGGGGAACAGCCACAGCCAAACACAACCAAACACAGGUGACAAACACAAAGACGGCUCAGUCGACGACGACAGCGACAACAACGUCAGCGUGGAUGCAUCCUCGUCGUCGCGGAGGGGACAGACUCACAAUAAAACUCCCACCAGCAGGCCAUCGCCAACCGGAUGAUAAUAGCAUGCUGUCGCCCGCGAGUGGCUCAGAGUAUCACGACAGCAGUGAACCCGUCGAAAUGGACAUCAACCAGGAGGAACCAGAGGAACAACAACCAGAGCCUUUCACUCAGACAAGAGGUGGUCGUCGUAUCAAACGCCCUGACUACUACGAGUCGCAGUCGGAGCAGGACCCAAGCGACCUCUUCAACAACGACAACCACGUCAUAAACAACACCUCUCGACGCAGCAACCACCAGGAUGAUGACGAUGAGGAGGACCAACAACCUCGACGCUCUACACGCUCAAAGCCAAGACGUGGGUCCGGGCUUGCUGAUUUCAUCGUUUCUGAUGAGGAAGAUUCCAAGAAAUACCGUCUCCGCGAGAGACGGAAACCACCUACGCCACCUCCUCCAAAGACGUCAAGCGGUCGUGUAAGCAGACAGCCCCAGCGCUUCAUCCAUUCCGUCGCCGCUCGAGGAGAACAACAGAAGCGCCCCACACGAAAGACACGGCGCACAGCAGCCGAGCUCGACGACGGCUAUGUCGACCAAGGAACAGACGGCUCGUCCUCAGAGGCAUCUUUAGCCAACGCACCACGCACAUCCUCAGACGUUGAACUGGACCAAGACGCAGAGGGUGAACCAGACCCAGACGCCGAAGGCGAAGGCGAAGUGGAAGUGGAGCAAGAAGACGGCAGACCUUACGCGUUCCGUCGACGCACCAAGAUAAACUAUGCCGUGCCACCCCCUCUGGAAGAACUUAAAGCUCCUCCUCCUCCUAGGAAUCGUACAACGGGCGGAAGAGGCGGAAAGAGGCGCGGCCCAGGGUGGAGCGCUACGGGAGCAGAGCUUGGCAGGUGGAUGGGUGUGCAUGACGACUCGGACUCGGACGUUCCUCUCAGAACUCCCAGGAGGAACCUGGGCGAACGGCAGUAUUUGCAACUGCUGUCUACAACUAGUAUAGCUGUACACCAACGCCCCGGUAGUCUGGAUACCAGAUCCGUCUAAUGAGGCAAAGCAACUCCAUAGGCAGGCUGGUAUCCAGACUAUGUCAGUGGUUUGUGGGAGUGCCUCUCUGCUCGAGGGGCUUGACCUCGGAAAACACGUUGAAUAGAGUGGCUCGACAAAUGGCAGUUUACACGACGGUGGCAUCUGCAUUUCAACUUUUGCUCAGCCCCAUGAUGGCCCACGUACUCCAUCUGAAGUAAUCAUCAACAAUCUUCCAGACAGUGAUGGACUGU